AUGCUUCAUGCAGUUGCAAAGAGGCAAUCGCGAAACGCCGCACCUCGGGUGGAAGUUCCCCGCCCAGUGCAGCUGGGGUCUCUGAAGUCGGAGAACGAGGGACAGGAUCCUGGCAUUCGCCUGGUGCCUGCCGGGGGAGGGGGCUGGGGACGGCCAAAGGAGGAUGUGGAAGAGGAGGCUCAGCCGACGAAUCCCCGUGUUGGGCUGACUUCCCAGCCUGCACAGUUGCGGCCCACCGCCUGGGGAAGGACAUCGAUUUCUGCACAAGCUGGGCCAAGGCCGGCACCAUGGGCGCAGCCAGCACCUGGCACAGCUUGGCAAGAGCCGGUGGAGAAGAAGCAGGAAGAGUUUCCGACCUUGGGAUCCGAGCCGAAGGGGCGCAGGAACUCCGGAUCUGGGUCACUGUCAAUGGGAUUGAAAACAAAUCCAGUUCCACCUGCUCGUAGCGAAUGGCCCAGACAAACGGCCAUGAGUUGCCAGAAGCUGCUGAGCUCACCUUCCCGAGCUUUGCCGUUGCCACCCCGGGCAAGCUGCGGACGUUGCGUGGUUCAUCGAGUAUGGUCAGGGGCAGGGCCUGACGGCCAUUUCGUCGCAGCCGCCACUGCCACUGCCGUGGCUGUUGAGCGCUGUCGGUCACCCGUCCGUCGCAAGCCCGCCCAAUCACAAGGCCCUGGGGCACUCCGCGCUGAGCGGCGCAGUUCGCAGACUAAGACAAGAGGUGCAUCCCGGGCCAGGCGUUACACUUCGGUGGACUGGGUGGCCAACCUGCGUGGCCUUUGGUCCUCGAACCUUCUCCGUCGAAUUCUGAGCCCAGUUCUCUGCACGACCGGCGUGGCGGUCUGGGUCUGUCUCGCCCACGCCUACUUGAUCCCGAAGGGAAAGUUCUGGCACGCCAGCACCACGGGCCACGCGCUGCUGGUCUCUGCUCUGGGGCUUCUGCUCGUCUUCCGAACGAACACGGCCUACUCACGCUUUUGGGAGGGCCGUCAAAUUUGGCAACGGAUUUUGGACUUGGGAAGGGACGUUUCUCGAUACGCCAUCCUGUUUCGCACAGAGAUGGGGCCCAACACAUCAGCGCACGUCUGUCGAUUGGUGCAAGCGUUCCCGUAUUGCAUGAUCGAGCAUUUGCGUGGCAAGAAGGACCGAGCCAUGCGCUCUAAGCUGGAGAGGCUCAUCGGUGCAAAGGGGGAGCUUGCCAGUAACGUCCAGCAUGACUAUACCCUGCCGAUGUCGUCCAAUAGACCUCUCUUCAUUGUGAACCAGUUGGCUCAUGCUGUCCGCUCAGUUCCGAACGGAGAAGGGCCACAGGCGAUGUACACCAACCGUGAGCGGUCUCAGCUCAUGCAAAACCUGGAAAAGCUGAGUUCCACCAUCGGAGCGUGCGAACGAUUAGUUCAAACACCAGUCCCUCUCAGCUAUGUGCGACACACAUCGCGCUUUUUGUCCUUGUUCAUGCUCACGCUUCCCUUCGCUUUGGUGGAUGUGCUUGGCCCGUACACUGUCCCGGUAACCUGCUUUGCAAGCUGGGCGCUGUUUGGAAUCUUCGAGAUUGGUCUUGUCAUCGAGGACCCCUUCCAGGGUGUUUUGAAGGUGGAGGUUAUCGCAGACACGCUGCAGGUGGACAUUGAGGAGUCUAUUCGAAGUUUGGGGGCACAGGACCUUCUGGAAGCAGGCGCGCUGGGCCUCGUCGAGGCCCCAAAGAAGUCGCGCAGCGACGCCAGCAGCUACGAAUCUUCACGGGCUUUGCCAUCCACCGGAGAAGAAAUCUCAGUGGCACGUGCUGCCGCACAAGCCGAGUCCGAAGAGGGCAGGGAAAGUGCGGGCGAUCUGAGAAGCAGAGACGAACCCGUGCUGCCUUGGGCCAGAGUAAAGGAGCAGGUCCUUUUGCAGAUCUUUCAGUCCUACGACGUAAAUGGUGACCAGGCCAUUGACAAGACGGAGAUGGAGAGGGUGCUCUCGGACACGGCACCCGACAUGGAGAUCGACGUUGAAAGCAUAGAGGCCAUCUUCGAAGAAGCCGACGUCGACCACGAUGGACUUCUCACGCAGGCUGAGUGGGUCAAAUGGGCGGAGAGAUGGGUCCAGAAAGCAGAGAUUGCCAACCUGGUGCUGCGAAUGCCUUCCUCACCGCUUCUUCCUGCAGACACGCAAGAUGACACAUGGGAGGAGGAGGAUGAUCCAGAGAGGCCCGAAGCCGAGGAGGACAGCGGCGGGCCCGCCGAGGGCGAAGCGGAGGACGCCAGCUCGGAGGCUCCCGUCGCUGUCCGCUGGGAGCCGAAGUUGCCUCGGGAGCCGAAGAACAGGGAGCUGGCGCAGUUCCUGCAGAGAUGCGGCCUAGGCGGCACUGGCCUCGGCCUCUUUUUGGCUCAGCUUCUUCGCUUCUCCUCACAGGGAGCGUCAUCUUCAUCUUCCAACAUGGCUCGGCCGAUCGGAGCUCCAGUGCCAGCCCCAGAGAGGCGUCCUGUUCUGCCUCCUCCACCAGCACCUUCGCCCCCGCCUGCUGAACGACGUGCAAAGGAUGAGGACAGUGAUAAGGCCGUGGAAAAGCGCUCGCCUGCACUCGCUCCGCAACCUGCACCUGCAAAGGCUACGGCCGAGCGCCCACGCACUACUAGCGAAGACAGCGACAAGGAGUUCAUGAAGACCCUGGCGGACAAGCGCCGUGCAGAAAAGAAAGACGAGGAGGAGGAGCGCAGCCGCCAACAAUUUGCUCGGGCGCAGGAGCUUCGCGCUGGUUUCCUGCUUUGA
Messenger RNA from Symbiodinium sp. CCMP2456, 2748 nucleotides. The record is from the annotation of a GenBank genome assembly. Lineage: Eukaryota; Dinophyceae; Suessiales; Symbiodiniaceae.